AUGCGUCUUCCACGCCCCCGCUCGCAGCGGGCAUUACCCCGCAAAUGGACCGCACCCUCUGGCCCUCACACGCUGACCAGCUACAGACACAGCAGUGCGGCGCUAAGGACCACCGAUGACAUGGAACAAGACCCGAACGAACGAGAAAGAAUAGGGUCGUUAGACCGUGUCCACCAUCCACCAUCCUCAUCGACCACAGCCCAGCCAAUUUCCAAAUCAACAAGCAUAUCUUCACCAGCUACAAAAAGUCCCAGAUGA
Paracoccidioides brasiliensis Pb18 is the source of this 258-nucleotide messenger RNA. RefSeq lists its product as uncharacterized. The coding region runs from base 1 to 258 and encodes 85 amino acids. The transcript has 2 exons. The record is from RefSeq and is a predicted model, not a curated record.